UCUCUCUAACCCCUUAAUGUAUGUUAAUUUAAGUGCAUAUUCCAAUUGUUCCUACUUCCUAACCUUUUAAACGUUUUAUAUUAAAUAAAAAACAAUUAUAACGGUUUUGAGACCAUGCCCAAUUGCCAAUUGGGUUCUCAAUACUAUAUAUUAAUAUCCCUUUAGAUUUCCGAACAAUUACGUUAAUAAUGUCUAGAGGGCCUCUACAAUCACAUGCAAGGAGCCAAACGGUAAUCAUCUUAUCACAUGAAAACAUGAUUAUAAAAUUACCUAAUCUUUUCAUUUUUAUAUUUUUCUUUUUGAACAGCCAACAGAAUCAAUCCCCGGUACACCCAUUGGACCAAACGGAACCUGAGUCCACCACCAAUUCUGGGAAAAAUCCGAUAACCCACCUGCCUGUAGGCACGACGAUGAAAUUACCGGUAAAACCCGUUUGCCUCAAGGAUCAAACCAAGGUUUUCCCUGGGUCUCCUAUCCUUGCUCACCAGUACCUCACUCUACAUCGAAUGAGAGUUGAAACUGCAUCUUUUAAGAGAAAUACAAGCCUUCCACCACUUGAUGACUUGAUCUAGUGAUGAUUGAACAUUUUUUUAUAUCUUUUAAAAAAGAAGAAUAAUAUCUUGGGAUACCCAUGAAAGUAAGGGCUCUGAAUUCAUGAUGAUACUCAUGAGAACAUUACCUUAAUACCCCAAUUAUUACUCAACACACCUAAUAUUCAUAUUCAUAUUCAUAUUUUGCCCCCCUUUUAUUAUAUGUUGCUUGCUUCACCUGCAAAUAUGCACUUAACAUCAUCUUGAUUCAUGGGCACCUCUAAAGAUUCAGUUUUUAUUUCUUCACUCCAACUUAACACACUUAUAUAACCUUUUUAGUUCCAUAAUUCUGCAUACUCUUCAAUCUUGAUUUCAAGAUUCAAGAUUUUUACAGGUACCCAUGUGUAAAAACUUAAUCUUUUGUUCAUUAAUGGUGUUUUUUCCCAUAAAUUUCAAAUCUUUUUCAUCUGGGUAUGUGUAAAAACUUAAUCUUUUGUUCAUUAAUGGUGUUUUUUUCCAUAAAUUUCAAAUCUUUUUCAUCUGGGUGUUUCAAAUUAGCAAUCUUUAUGACAUUUAGAUGGUGAUUACUGCUGUCUGGUAGCAAAACAACACUCAAAAAGUGAUAGAAUAUGCCUCAAGAAAGCCUGAGAUCAGUUGUGUACAAAUCAUUUGUCACUUGUGAAGAUCCAAGAGGUGUAGUUGAAGGCAAAACAAUCCGAAUUUCGAAAACCGGCCCUACAAAUAUGAGCACUCGAAGAACCGAAAAAGAAAAAGAAAAGAUGUCUCUUGUUGAGGUGAAAAACGGAGCGCAAAAUCUACACGAAGCGAUUGAUUUGUGGUCGAAAGGGGUUAGUUUCAAAACUCAACCGAAAGAUAUCGCGAAAGAUUUGCUAAAAGGGGCUCUUGAUCUUCAAGAAUCUCUCAUGAUGCUUGGGAAAUUGCAAGAAGUUUCAUGCAUGGCAAAUUUCAAGAGGAAACAAGAAAAACCAAGUGAAGAACCUUUUAGCAGAAUUGGUUCGGAUCGGUUUGAAAGUUUCGAAAUUUACGAUUCGGGUUAUGAAAAAGAACGAAAAUUGGCAAAUGGGUCAUCACGAGAUUGUUUCGCAGAACUUCGAGAAGUGAUUAUCGAAGGCCUUUCGAAACAAAAUCUUUUGCCACCAAACAAGUCUUAUCAAGAAAGUUCUUUUUCAAGCACAAACAAAGAAGGUACAAGGAAACCACAGUUGUCUCCGGACAUCGCUUCAACAAGCUCAAGCACGUCGUCUUCAAUGGUGCAUUCGACUCACGAAUUCACUUCUUUCGACUCUUUUUCAUCACGCGCUACAGACGAAAAGUCAAAAGGGUCAAACGUGAUCGCAAAACUUAUGGGUCUAGAAGAGUUUCCUGCAAAGCCACCAGGAAAGCAGUUGGAUAUUACUAGCAAAAUGAGGCCCGUUUACGAUGUAGAUUUGCCAAAUGCAAAGAAACCACAGCUUUUCGUUCAGAAAUCAGAUCGAGAACAUAUGCCGUUAGAUGAAAUCGUCAAAAUGAUGCAAUCUAAAGGACUUUUGAGAAGAAACAAGCGCGAAAUGAAACGAACUAGUAAAAGAUUUGAAGAUGAUGCAUCGCCGAUUGUUUUAAUGAGACCCCAACGUGUUGGGUCAUAUCCCGAUCACCCGAAAGUUAAAUUUCAUGAAAAUCCAAUCCGAAAGCUACAUCAAGAAAAGGCGAAAACCGAAGCUAAAAGUGUCAAAAACAGAAAGACAUCGAAAUCAAAGCUGGAUUCGCCUUCUACUAAGCGGAAAGCUUCUGUUCCUGUUGCCACAAAACCGCAGAGAAACCAAGAAGUCGAGAAGAAAGUAGACAAGAUUCAAAAUAUGGCAUCACAAAAUAUGAAAAAAUCAGUAGAUAAUGCAAAAUCGACAAACUCAAUGUCGAAAAACAGUUCUUUGAAGCCUCAGAUAAGUGCUCAACCGAAUCAAGUUUCAAAACGAACAACCAUCAAGUCAAAUAACCAAAAGAAGAAUACAAAGAUUGAAAAACCGAUCAUAAUUCAUGAAGCUUUGCAAAUCGAUUCGCCCAAUCAAGAACAAACUAAAGAUUUUGAAGUUACAGUUAAAGAAAUUGACAAUGUGAGACAAGAAUCUCUCUGUGAAGCUGCAAGAGACGAUACUACACGUAUAGAUCAAUCUGAAACUAGAAACAAUCAAGAACAUGAAGGCGUUUUCGACACUAACGAACGUAACGCAAGAAUCUUGAAAACUAUAACAACUUUACAAAAUCCCGAGCCAGCCAGUUUCGAGCUUUUUCAGGACUGUAUAACCGAGUUCUUGGAGCACGAAAACGAAAGACAAAAUCCAUUGACUCCAAAAACCAUUUUACCAUCAAGAGUUUGCGUUUCUGAGGACGAGACGACGAGGGAGAUUCUGAAACGGUUUGAACGUUUAAGAAGUUACAGUAAGUUUUCAACGAAAAGUUGUGGUGCAGAUACGGUUUCCGGGUUGUUGGAAAGGGAUUUGAGGUUGUGUAUCGGCGGAGCGUGGGGUACUACUGGUUGUAAAGAUGGUUGUACUGUAAAUGAAGUUGAAGAAAUUGUUUUAGAUAUGGAGAAGAUGGUUUUGAGUGGAUUAAUUGAUGAUUUGGUUAUGGAACUUGUGUAGAAAACAAACAGGAUAUGUACAUUGAUGUUAUGAAGAGAAAAUGAUUAUAGUGUUUGCAGCAUAUAUAAAAUGAUAAGUUAUUGU
Helianthus annuus (common sunflower) is the source of this 3253-nucleotide messenger RNA. RefSeq lists its product as uncharacterized. The transcript is spliced from 5 exons. Bases 1160 to 3169 code for a protein of 669 amino acids. The record is from RefSeq and is a predicted model, not a curated record. NCBI's taxonomy places the organism in Eukaryota, Viridiplantae, Streptophyta, Magnoliopsida, Asterales, Asteraceae.